AUGGACUCAACGAACAACUCAACAGGCGUGUCAUACGAUGACAGUGCAUCCAACACGUUCCCGAGUUGGGCAACAACAUUUAUUGUGAUUGGAACCUUGAUUGCAGUUGUUGGUUUCAUCUGGACGAUUCUACGCGCCGCGCUCUUCUUGCGUCGUAGCACACUUCCAUUGUACACAGAUGCAUCCCCCUGGUCCAGACCAGUCAUCCAGCCCCCUCCUCCGGCAUAUUCUCCACGUCCUGCUCCACCGCCGUAUUCUGCACCAAAAGUCGUUCAGCUACGGUCCGCGCAAGCAAGCCUCGCCGAGUCAAAUGCUCCAUCAAGUCUGCGCAACUCGUAG
Molecule: messenger RNA, 339 nt
Organism: Pisolithus orientalis
Lineage: Eukaryota; Fungi; Basidiomycota; Agaricomycetes; Boletales; Pisolithaceae
Exons: 2
Coding region: 1-339 (112 amino acids)
Source: RefSeq, a predicted model, not a curated record